Messenger RNA from Tricharina praecox, 1376 nucleotides. Its product is annotated as vacuolar protein sorting-associated protein-like protein 74. Gene Ontology annotation, biological process: Golgi to plasma membrane protein transport; Golgi vesicle budding; Golgi organization. The record is from RefSeq and is a predicted model, not a curated record. Lineage: Eukaryota; Fungi; Ascomycota; Pezizomycetes; Pezizales; Pyronemataceae. The transcript is spliced from 5 exons. Gene Ontology annotation, cellular component: trans-Golgi network; cytosol; Golgi cisterna. Bases 129 to 1190 code for a protein of 353 amino acids. Gene Ontology annotation, molecular function: phosphatidylinositol-4-phosphate binding.
ACCUCAACCAAGAACACCACCAACGCCUCUACUCUAUCUACCCCUAGCUUCACGCCUCAACCGCAACAACCCACCACCUAACACCACAACCCUCGCACAACCCUCACUACACACGCACCCUUCACGAGAUGGCAUCGACGGCCGGAUUGACGCGGCGACGAGGAGGAGGUGGCGGCGGUGGUGCCGAUGCGACGGAAGACGGAGAAAGGAGUAGCAGUCCUGCUGCCCCCCGGCCGCAACAGCGCGACAGUAUAGGAACCGGAGAGACGGCGUACACCACCGAGAAUGGACACAAGAUUGCGUACGAUCCUAGAGAUAUCAGCGAAAACCAGGAGAGGAACAAGUUGCCCAAGUUGACGCUUAUGGAGGAAAUAUUGUUGCUAGGCUUGAAGGAUAAGCAGGGCUACCUCUCUUUCUGGAACGAAAACAUCAGUUACGCCCUUCGCGGCUGCAUCGUCCUCGAACUCGCCUUCCGUGGCCGUAUAAGCAUGCAGAAGGAUUCGUCGCGGCGCCGGUACCCGCUCGCCGACCGCGUUAUCGAGGUGGUGGAUGACACGUUGACUGGCGAAGUGCUACUGGAUGAGGCGCUGAAGAUGAUGAAGACCAGUGAGAAGAUGAGCGUUAGCGCAUGGAUUGACCUGAUGAGUGGCGAGACAUGGAACCUGAUGAAGAUCGGCUACCAGCUCAAACAAGUACGCGAGCGCUUAGCAAAGGGCCUAGUCGACAAAGGCAUCCUGCGCACCGAAAAGCGCAAUUUCUUGCUCUUCGACAUGGCGACCCACCCGGUAGUCGAUGGUGGUGCCAAAGACGAGAUACGUCGCCGAGUACGCAACGUACUCACCUCUCGCACUGUGGUCCUGCCGGCAAACCCCUUCCUCCCCGAAGACAUGGAGUACCGAUACCUUCGGACACUGGCGAUGGUAUGCGCAGCCUACGCUGCCAACGUCCUCGAGAACGCGCUUAGUACGCUCGGUCACGAGGCGCGAGAGCGCGCAUUUGCCAACGUCGACGAACUACUCAAUGAGUUCUCGCAGUGGCCGUUUGCAAGGAGGAAUAUGACCUCUGGUGUGGGGCAAAAUCUAGGACAAGUUACAGCGGAGGAAGUGGGUGACAAUAAGGACAAGGAAUUGCAACUAGAGGUCGUGGCGGCGGUAUUGAACGUAUUUACGAGAUUGGAUUCACUACUCUAGCCCUUCCCUUCUGCCGCGCUGUCUGCUUCCUGUCCACCUAUCCGUCUGCCUGCCUGUCUUUUCUUUCUUUUUUCUUUUCUUUCUUCUCUCGUCGUUCUAGGAGUAGUCGGAGUUACCGUAUGAACGAAAACUUCGAAGGCUCUACCGAAAAUACCUACUUCUUAUUUAUUUUUUUCGAUUUGUGUG